Vigna unguiculata (cowpea) is the source of this 1020-nucleotide messenger RNA. RefSeq names its product stem-specific protein TSJT1-like. The record is from RefSeq and is a predicted model, not a curated record. NCBI's taxonomy places the organism in Eukaryota, Viridiplantae, Streptophyta, Magnoliopsida, Fabales, Fabaceae.
CAUCACCAUCACUCUGUUUUCAAAGCCUAUCUAUCACUAAAUCUCAUUCUUCAUCUGUAGCUGUUCUGAUUCCUAUUCAGAAAACAUGUUGGGAAUUUUCAAGGAGAAGUUGUUUAAUGCACCGAAGGAGCUGAAGAGUCCAGCUUCUUUGAGUUCGUGCACUAAGCCUAAGCCCAGCAAUGAAAUCGUGAAUGAUUUCAUGUCCUCCAAUUCCUCCAAAGCUUUCUCAAUGUGCUUCGGAAAUGAUGCAUUGCUAGCCUAUUCCCCUUCAAACAACAAUUCCACCCAUCAAAGGUUGUUCAGUGGUUUGGAUGACAUAUACUGCGUUUUCAUGGGUGGCUUGCACAACCUUAGUAGGCUGAACAAGCAGUAUGGGCUAUCAAAGGGAACAAACGAGGCCAUGUUUAUCACCGAAGCAUAUCGAACUCUUCGAGACAGGGGUCCAUACCCUGCCGAUCAAGUCCUCAUUCAACUCGAAGGCAGUUUUGGAUUUCUGAUCUUUGACAACAACCAUCGAACUGUUUUUGUUGCAUCUGGUUCCGAUGGCCAGAUCGGGCUCUACUGGGGUGUUGCAGCCGAUGGUUCGGUAGUGAUUUCUGAGAAUCUGGACAUUAUAAAAGCAAGUUGUGCUAAAUCAUUCGCACCAUUUCCAACUGGGUGUAUGUUUCACAGUGAACAUGGUCUGAUGAACUUUGAACAUCCAACGAGGAAGAUGAAAGCAAUGCCCAGAAUUGAUAGCGAGGGGGUUAUGUGUGGGGCAAACUUCAACGUUGAUUCUCAAUCAAAGAUCCAAAUGAUGCCGCGUGUUGGAAGUGAAGCUAACUGGGCUACUUGGGGAUAGUUCAAAACUUUGUUUUUAAAGAGUCACUCUUUGCUUUUAGCCCUUUCCGGAUAUCUAGUUUUCUUGUUUGCUUCCAUUAUUCUGUACAUAUUCAUGCUUCAAUGCUUCAAUGUUGAACAUCACUUUCGUAAUUUCUAAUAUGAAUGGCAACAAAUUCUUGGUCUGCUACUUGCUUUGCU